Spodoptera littoralis (African cotton leafworm) is the source of this 474-nucleotide messenger RNA. The record is from the annotation of a GenBank genome assembly. Lineage: Eukaryota; Metazoa; Arthropoda; Insecta; Lepidoptera; Noctuidae.
AUGACACCGGAAAUAAAUGCUACACCACCAUCAGUUUCGUGGGCACAGAGGAGUGCUCAUGUAUUUUUGACAUUUAAUGUAGAAUGUGAGAAACCAGAUAUUGUAAUUGCUAAAAAAAAUGUGUCUUUUGAAGGCACUUGCACGCCGGAUCAGAAGUUACAUAAGGUUUUCAUACCAUUAUACUCGGAAAUAGACCCAGACAAAAGUUCAUACACAAACAAAGGAAGGUUAAUCGAAGUAGUUUUGGCAAAAGCAAAAACUGAUGAAGCUUUUUGGCCUGCCUUAACCAGUGAUAAAAAGAAACAUCAUUGGCUCAAGGUGGACUUCAACCGUUGGCAAGAUGAGGAUGAGAGUGGAGAUGAGUUUGAUGACAUGAAUGACAUGUUCUCCAGCAAGUUACCAAACUUUGGUGAUGAAAACGACAAAGGGGCCAGCAGCUCGUCUGAUGAAGAUGAUCUGCCAGAUAUAGAAUAA